AUAGUGGCGGCGCGGCCUGAGUGAAGAGUGUCCCCUGCGUGAGAGGCUGCUGCCCGCCAUGCUGUUCCGUUUCGGCGUGGUGCUACCGGCCCAGAUGACGGAGGGCGGCGGGAUGCUCCUGCUGGCCGGGUCGCGGCCGGAGCUGGGCCAGUGGGACCCGCAGCGCGCCGUACCCAUGAAGCCAGCGCGGCCGACGGCCCCGUUGGCGGCGCAGGAGCCGGCACUGUGGCUGGCGGAGGUAGUGGUGCCGGACGAGGAGGCCGCCAGCCCCUUUUGGUACAAGUUUCUCCGGCGGGAGGGCGGCCACCUCCUCUGGGAAGGUAAUGGGCCUCAUCAUGAUCGAAGUUGUGUUUACAACCAGAGCAACAUAGUAGAUGGAGUUUACUGCCUCCCAAUAGCACACUGGAUUGAAGUUUCUGGACAUACUGAUGAGGUGAAACAUACAACUGACUUCUAUUUUAAUAUAGCAGGACAUCAAGCUAUCCAUUACUCCAGAAUUCUUCCAAACAUCUGGCUGGGAAGUUGCCCUCGGCAGCUGGAGCACGUGACUGUCAAGCUGAAGCACGAGCUGGGUGUCACGGCUGUGAUGAACUUCCAGACCGAGUGGGACAUUGUUCAAAACUCCUGGGGCUGCAACCGCUACCCAGAACCCAUGAGCCCUGAAAUCCUCAUCAGACUGUAUAAAGAGGAAGGUCUUGCUUAUGUCUGGAUGCCAACCCCAGACAUGAGCACUGAAGGAAGAGUACAGAUGUUGCCUCAAGCUGUCUGCCUCUUACACGGGCUGCUGGAGAAUGGACACACAGUCUAUGUCCACUGCAAUGCUGGUGUUGGGAGGUCUACAGCAGCUGUCAGUGGCUGGCUGAGGUACGUGAUGGGUUGGAGCCUGAGGAAGGUGCAGUACUUUUUGGUGUCCCGGAGACCUGCUGUCUACAUUGAUGAGGAAGCUCUGAAUCGUGCUGAAGAUGAUUUCUAUCAGAAAUUUGGCCAUCUUCAUUCCUCAUGCAAAGUACAAGAGUAGAAAAGCAGAAGAGAGAGGGGAAGUGGAAUGCUUACAUGGGAACCAUAAGGGCUUAGACAUAAUGAGUCAGACACCUGCCACUCCUCCUCAGAUUAUAAACUUGUCAUAAUGGUUGUGAGAGGUGUUGUAUUUUCUUUUCUUGGUUUAAGAUGAUAUGAUUCAUGUUUCUAGGCCUUUUGCUGUGAGAAUGAGACCUAGAGACUCUGCAAAAGAAAACUUAGAUUUUUAAUUUCAUUACUUCCCUACAAGAACUGAGGUUUUAGGGUCGAUGCUAAAUAAUGCGUGAUAAUAAAUAGUUUGAGUUGACAGUAUUAAGUUAAUACUGAGUGAGCUAAUACAGUUAGUUAGGUUAAUGGUUGGAGCUGAUGAUCUUAAUAGUCUUUUCCAACCAUAAUGAUUCUGUGGUUCUGUAUUUCAGCAAUAGGAAAGAGAAGGCAUUCUCAGAAAAACAGGUACACAGGUUGACUGGAUUAAGGCUCAGGUUAGUAUGGAGCUGAUCAUCAUCAAAGCUACUCAGUUAUUUUAGGUGGGGUGUACAUUAUUGAAGUGUUUUUGAGUAACUUUUUAGACAAAUAGCAUUAAUGAAAAAGACCAGGGGGUGACUGAUUUUUCAACUCAGUUUCUUAAGCAAAAAGCUAAUGUCUAAUACAAUGAAGUAAGAUUUACUCUCUUUGACUAUCUAGUUAAUGUUAAAAAUUAUGAGUUACAGCUACAUUCUUUUAUUACAUUGGGUUUAUCCUGGGAUGUGGCAGGAAGAGAGAAAACAGGUCCACAUAUUGCUGUCUUAUUCUGUUGCAGGGAAGAACUGCUAUUUAUUAUAAUAUCCUAGGCUGUGAGAUCUCUAAGCCAAAGCUAUAUUUUGCUCUUCUGGUCUAUGCAGUGCUGCACAGUUGGCUCCCUCAGGGGUGGGUCAAGCUAAGCAGUAACCAUUGGAUAUAUAGGAACUGUGUGCUAAGCCUCUGGGCAUGAUUGAUGUCACAGUCUCUGUGGUGUUGACCUAGAUGGAUUUCUUCUCUAUAGGAAAAGUGUCUCCUUCUUGCAGAAGCAAUGUGUGGAUGCUCACAGCUGCAAGAUUUGGCCAAGCAAAGCAAAUAUGUUCCUGUACAGGAGUGAAGAGAAACUCUAAGGAGGGUUUCUCUGGAGUGUAGCCUCAAAAGUCUAAUGUUGGCUUUGUGGAUGAUCUCUAAUGUUUUCCAGUCCUGGUUAAACCCUUAGCUAAAAUAAGCAGUGGCAUCAACAGCUUCCAGGCCUUCUCAGGCAAAAGCAAUUUGCUGUAGGCUAAGUCCAGGAGGGAGGGGGGAGAAAGCAUUUCCUAAGGAACAGGGAAUUAAGGAUGCAUAAGCAUUAAGAAACCUAAUUUCUAUAGGUUUGUUCUUCAGUGAAAUAUAUUUUUUUCCAUACAGCCUGUCUGUCUAAAGACUUAAUCAUUGUCAGAGUAGUACAGCUGAUAAACACCGGUUAUCUUAAUACCUAAUACAUUAGAUAUGAACUUUUUACAGACAAUGUCCAGAAUAAUAUGUUUUAUUUGUCCUACACUUCAAUCAUCUUAAAAAGGAUAAAACUAUUUAUUUAAGUUAUUCUGUGUGUAUGGUGUUGAUACUGACUUUGUUUUCUAUUUUUUUGCUUUGAAAUAACACUGCCUGGUCAGAAAGUGGAUGAGAAAAUCUCUCUUUUAAAUAAAAACAUAAUGACAAUU
Messenger RNA from Calypte anna (Anna's hummingbird), 2714 nucleotides. It is a transcript of the gene EPM2A, whose product is annotated as EPM2A glucan phosphatase, laforin. Gene Ontology annotation, molecular function: starch binding; protein tyrosine/serine/threonine phosphatase activity; protein tyrosine phosphatase activity. Gene Ontology annotation, cellular component: cytoplasm; nucleus. The transcript has 4 exons. Gene Ontology annotation, biological process: protein dephosphorylation. Bases 59 to 1018 code for a protein of 319 amino acids. The record is from RefSeq and is a predicted model, not a curated record. NCBI's taxonomy places the organism in Eukaryota, Metazoa, Chordata, Aves, Apodiformes, Trochilidae.